Messenger RNA from Mesorhabditis belari, 741 nucleotides. The record is from the annotation of a GenBank genome assembly. NCBI's taxonomy places the organism in Eukaryota, Metazoa, Nematoda, Chromadorea, Rhabditida, Rhabditidae.
AUGCAAGAACAAAUCCAGGACAAAUCGGAAGAACCGGCCAUCUCGUUGAAGAAAAUCGCUCAACUCGAAGCCGAUUUGGAAGAAAUCAAAAAGGACAAAGACGUCGAGAUGCGCCAAUUGGCAGCAAACAUGGUUCAAAUCGAGGCGAAUUUGAAAAUCACGGAGUUGGAGGCCGAUUUGGUUGACGAAAGGGAGAGAAAUCGAGAAUUCGAAAGGAAAAUCGCCGAGAUGAAAAGGAAGAACGACGAUCUCGAGGCACAAUUAAGAACUCAAAAUACGGAAGUGAGAGACGGAAAAGUCAAGAUUGGAGAGCUUGAAGGGAAAAUCAACGCGUUCCAGAGCAAAAUCUCUGGCCUCGAAACCCAAAUAAAUCGGACGAUGAAUCUCUUGGAUCUGUAUCGGGAUGGAUGGUCGUAUUUGGCGAAAACGGCUUCUUGGUAUAAGGGUUUUGGUCAAUGGAUGACAUUUGAUGAAGCCGAGGCAUAUUGUGCGAGUCGAAAGGGCCAUUUAGUCUCAAUUCACAGUCAGGAAGAGAACGAUUUUGUUUGGAAACUCGCGAAAAAUUUUCCUGCGAAUCGGUCGUUCUGGAUAGGACUGAAGAGAAAUCCGGACAAAGGAAAUGCUUUUGAAUGGACGGAUGGAAGUUCGGUGGAUUUCACGAAUUGGAUGGUGGGAGAGCCGGAUUCGUACACCCACGCUGUGCUUUGGAACGACAAGGGGAAAUGGGGGGGUCGAUCCUCC